This is a messenger RNA of Haplochromis burtoni (Burton's mouthbrooder), 2389 nucleotides long. RefSeq names its product immunoglobulin kappa light chain. The transcript has 5 exons. Gene Ontology annotation, biological process: response to bacterium. NCBI's taxonomy places the organism in Eukaryota, Metazoa, Chordata, Actinopteri, Cichliformes, Cichlidae. The coding region runs from base 69 to 1124 and encodes 351 amino acids. The record is from RefSeq and is a predicted model, not a curated record.
AGUCUUGUCUCUGAAGAGAGUGAGGAUGUAGAGCAGUGCUUUUCACUCAACACGGCAAUUUCAACAAGAUGACACCUCCGAAGCUUGUCUUCUAUCUGACAUGCCUCUUCUUGGUGGAAUUUACUCAGAUGAAUCAUUUAAAACAACCCAGAAAUUUACAUCAAGAGAAAGGAUUGAUAUCUGCUAAUGUUGGAAACAGGUUGAUUUUGCGAUGUUUUCAUGACAGUGAUGCUGCAAAGUAUUACUGGUACAAGCAACAACUGGGACAGAAGCUACAGCUUAUUUCCAAUACCUAUAAAUUUGACAAAAAUGGAACUUUUUAUGAUGAGUUCAAGGACAAUCCACGCUUUACGUUGGAAACUGAUGUGGGUAUAAAUCACUUACAAAUUUCCAACGUACAAAUCACAGAUACAGCAACUUACUUCUGUGCAAGUGGUCUUUCAUUUGUGUUUGAAUUUGGAGAGGGUACCAAAGUCAUUGUAAAGAGUCAAGGUUUGAGCAUCAAAGCUCUAGUCCAGCAGUCUGCUUCUGAAACCAUCCAGCCUGGAGGCUCUGUGACUCUAAACUGUACAGUACACACUGGGACCUGUGAUGGAGAACGCAGCAUUUACUGGUUCAGAAAAACAGAAGAAUCUCAACAAACAGGACUUAUUUACACCCAUGGAGGUGGGAAUGAUCAGUGCGAGAGAAAAACUAAAACACAAACUAACACCUGCGUCUACACCCUGCCGAUGAACGGUCUGAAUCUGUCUCAUGCUGGGACCUACUACUGUGCUGUUGCCUCAUGUGGACACAUACUGUUUGGAAAGGGGACAAAACUGGACUUUGAACGGGACGUGGACUCACUGGGUUUGGUGUAUUUUUUGGGUGGUGCUUUGAUAUUCGUCAUGAUUCUUUCUGGCUUUCUGGCUUUCCUGAUAUGCAAGAUGAAUGGGAGAAACUGCAGCCAAUAUUCAGAGUCUCAUGUAGGACAGUCAUCUCCUCACACAACCAAUGCAGAGCAGGGUUACAACGAUGCAGACAGCUUGCAUUAUGCUGCUUUACGUGUAAACCAGAGAAAACAAUCAAGAAGACUUAAGGAUGACACCAUGAGUGAAUGUGUGUACUCCAGUGUAAAGCAAUGACUGUCUUUUGCUUUCUUUAUAGUUGUUACAGAGAAGUACUUGUACAAUUUUGAUUUUAAAAACGGUUUCUUGGUCUUUUUUGUUUGUUUUUGUUUGGAAUUUCAUGAUGGAUAUCCUAAUAUUAUUCCUUUAUGGUGAUUUAUAGACUUGACAGAUUAAAUAUAUCACAUAUUUCUUGAUUUUGAUGCAUUUCGUUUAAUGCUCUGGAAUUCUUGCCAUGUGUUUAAUCACAAAAUAAAGUAAAUGUCAUUAUGAAGAACUUGAGCGCAUGCGUGUUUACUUCUUUUGGGUAUCUGGUUGCUCCCUGUGUAUCGUACAGUAUAUGUGACAGUCCUCACUUAUCCCAGACCAGCAGUGGAAUUAGGAGGUGGCUGUGGCCAGAAAAGCUGCCAAUAAUUAUUUUGAUACUUUAACAACUCUAAAUACUGCGCAUGUAGUUUAAACAUCAAAAGUUUGUUGUUGAGAUUUAGUUUCUCUAUAGGUUAUUAUCACUAGUCUCGGAUUUUGCCUUCAUAGGAACUAAGGGGAAGUAGCUGCCAGGUGCUGACAGUGAAACACACUUCAUUAGGUGAUCAGUAAGUGUGACCACCUCUACAAAGCCAAAAACUUUCAGUUAGCAUACGAAAUGUUCUUGAGAACAUGAUCACAAAAAACAGACCAAGUUUAGGUUUUUGCAGGGUUUCCAAAAAAAAGUCCUUUUUAAAAGGAACCCAUCAGCGUGGGAUAUUUUUGGGAAGUUGCAUUAGAACAAAUAACAUGUCUUGUACAAUAAUGUCUAUUAGACAGAGUAAAUCAAAAUGGAUGUGUUUGGCACAACACCACUGUCAUUGAAAACGAAACAUAGCGUCAGCACAAAACACCUGGCAAUAAUUGUCAAGUCGAAGGGGUGUUGAUUAUUUGAGGAGGGGGGGUGUCAAUGUCAGGCGUGUCCAACAGCUAAAGCUUGGCUUUAACUGUAUUAUGCAACAGGACAGUGACCCAAACAUAGCAAAUUUACAACGGAACAGCUAAAUGACUAAAGAAUCAAGGUUUUGCAAGAGAGAAGUGCAUGCCCAAAUACCCCAAACUAUGAUGAACUAAAGCAAAAUUGUAAGGAAGAGUGAGCCAAAAGUUCUCCACAACAGUGUGAGAGACUGAUACAGAAAGCAUUUGCUUCAAGUUAUUGCUCUUUGUGAGUCUUGGAGCUUACUUAAGUUGCAGGACUGUGGGAGAAAGCUGGAGUACCCAGAGAGAACCCACACAAACACAAGGAAAACAUGCAAACU